AUGAGCCAAUUGCGCACCAAGACGCCAGAUGGUGAUGCUGAGCGCGAGGAGGAAAUUCAAUACGGUUCUGAAGAGGCCCGACGUGAGCUAGACGAAAAAUACCCAAACAGACCACAUAACUUCGCCAAGACGCUGCUCUUCUCGGAUCUUUACCGAGACCUCUUCAAUCCGCUCAAUGAGAACAAACGGCAGCCCACCGGCGGCGUUGCCCGCAAGAAGGGCCCCCGCAGUCAAACGCAGCUCUCGCCGCAAGAGCAGCGUCGGCACAUCAUCGACCGCUUCAUCGGGCGCUGGCGCAAGGAGGUCGGCCCAGACUUCUACCCUGCGCUUCGCCUCAUCCUGCCCGACAAGGACCGCGACCGCGGCGUCUACGGCUUGAAGGAGAAUGCCAUAGGAAAGCUUCUCGUCAAGCUGAUGAAGAUCGACAAAAACUCGGAAGACGGGUACAAUCUGCUGCACUGGAAGCUCCCGGGACAGACUACAGCGUCGCGGCUUGCGGGUGACUUUGCGGGGCGCUGCUUCGAGGCCAUCUCCAAACGCCCGAUGCGCACCGAGCCCGGCGACAUGACGAUUGCCGAGGUGAAUGAGCAGCUGGACAAGCUGGCUGCUUCCGGGGGAGAGAAUGAGAACCUGCGCGUGUUGGAGACGUUUUACAAUCGUAUGAAUGCGGAAGAGAUGCUGUGGCUGAUUCGCAUCAUCCUGCGCCAGAUGAAGGUAGGCGCGACGGAAAAGACGCUGCUGUACCUGUGGCAUCCAGACGGCGAGACCCUGUUUAGCGUAUCAUCGAGCUUGCGCCGGGUGUGCUGGGAGCUGUACGAUCCUGCGAUGCGGCUCGAGCAGGAAGGCGCGGGCAUCACGCUGAUGCAGUGCUUCCAGCCGCAGCUGGCGCAGUUUCAAACGCCGGCCUCGUUCCAGAAGAUGAUAGACCUGCUGCGGCCGACGGCGGACGACCCCGAGUUCUGGAUCGAGGAAAAGCUCGACGGCGAGCGCAUGCAGAUGCAUAUGAUGGAGGACCCGAGCACCCCGGGCGGCAAGCGCUUUUGCUUCUGGUCGCGCAAGGCAAAGGACUACACGUAUCUCUACGGUCAUGGCUUCCAAGACGACAACUCCAGCCUGACGCGCCAUCUGAAAAAGGCUUUCGCGUCGGGCGUGCGCAACAUUAUACUCGAUGGCGAGAUGAUUACCUGGGACAUGGGUGUCGACAAGAUGGUGCCCUUCGGCACGCUCAAGACGGCCGCGCUCGCCGAGCAGCAGAACCGCUCGGGCUCGGACUCGUCGGGGCAUCGCCCUUUGUUUCGCGUUUUUGACAUUCUGUACCUCAACGACAAGCAGCUGACGCAGUACACGCUGCGUGACCGCCACAAUGCGCUGGAAAAGGCCGUCAAGCCUGUGCAUCGCCGUCUCGAGAUCCACGGCUACACGAGCGCCACGUCGUCCGACGCCAUCGAACCGCUGCUACGUGACGUCGUCGCCAACGCCUCCGAGGGCCUGGUGCUCAAGAACCCGCGCUCCAUGUACCGCCUCAACAGCCGCAACGACGACUGGCUCAAGGUCAAGCCCGAGUACAUGUCCGAGUUUGGCGAGUCGCUGGACUGCCUCGUCAUCGGUGGCUACUACGGCUCGGGCAAGCGCGGCGGCAUACUGUCGAGCUACCUGUGCGGACUGCGCGUGUCGCCCAACUACGUCCAGGCCGGCGCCAAUCCGGAAAAGUGCUUCAGCUUCUUCAAGGUCGGCGGCGGCUUCCGCGUCGAGGACUAUGCCGAGAUUCGGCACCGCACCGAGGGGAAGUGGAUUGACUGGGAUAUCAAGAAUCCGCCGUCAGAGUACAUUGAGCUUGGCGGUGGCGAGGCCAAGCAGCUCGAGCGUCCGGAUGUGUGGAUCCGGCCCAAAGACUCGAUCGUUGUGUCUGUCAAGGCAGCGAGCGUAGGUCCGUCCGAUUCGUUUGCCCGGGGCUACACGCUGCGCUUCCCGCGCUUUCGACGGCUGCGGCUGGAUCGCGCGUGGGAUAGCGCCCUGUCGGUGGAAGAGUUCCAGAGCUUGAAGCAGCAUGUGGAUGAGGAGUCCAAGGAGAAGGCCAUGACGAUGGAGGACCGAAAGCGGCGCAACCCGAAACGCCUAAAGAGGGAGCUCGUCAUUGUGGGCGAUGACAAGGCUCCCCUGCCGCACAAAACUGCAAAGGCGACAAAGCUCUUUGAAGGGAUCGAGUUUUGCGUGCUUUCCGAGUCGCUAAAGCCCUUCAAACAUACCAAGGCGCAGCUCGAAAUCAUCAUCCAGGAAAAUGGCGGCACUGUUUCCCAACGUGCCGCACCAGGCACAACCAUGGUCAUCAUCGCCGACAAAAAGGUCGUCAAGGUCGCCAGUCUCAUCAAGCAAGGCGAAGUGGACAUUAUCCGUCCACGAUGGAUCCAGGACUGCCUCACGCAGCUGCAGGCCGACACGGACGCCGGCGCCGACGCCUUUCUGCUGCCGUACGAAGAGGCGCACCUGUUCCACGCCACGGACGCGCUGCGGCACGUGGCGGCGCAGAACACGGACCAGUACGGCGACAGCUACGCGCGGGACCUGCCGCUGGAGGAGCUGCGCGCGUUGAUGCGCGACAUGCCCAAGAUUGAGAGUGGAGGUGGAGUGCCGUUUGACAAAGCCCGGUUCUUGGAGGAGCUGGAGGAGAGAGGAAGGGAUAUAUCGGCGCAGCUGCGGAGUAUGGUGUUUCAGCGGUGCGUGGUGUAUAUCCACCGUGGAGGGGAUGGUGCGGGUGAAGAGGCGGAGGCGGACAGGCUCGCGAGAUAUGUACGAUAUGGAGGUGGAGCGUGUGUAGAUGGGCUGGAGAGCGAGGGUCUUACGCAUGUUGUGCUGACCGGGGAGAGCAAAGAGGUUGCGGACAGUUUGCGGCGGGAGUUGAGCACGAGAGCGAAGCUGCCGCGUCUAGUGGGUGGCAGCUGGAUCGAGGCAUGCUGGAAGGAAAAGUCGCUCGUCGACGAGGAACAAUACAGCGUCUAA
Messenger RNA from Akanthomyces muscarius, 2997 nucleotides. RefSeq lists its product as uncharacterized. Bases 1 to 2997 code for a protein of 998 amino acids. Gene Ontology annotation, molecular function: DNA ligase (ATP) activity; DNA binding; ATP binding. The record is from RefSeq and is a predicted model, not a curated record. Gene Ontology annotation, biological process: nucleotide-excision repair, DNA gap filling; DNA recombination; double-strand break repair via nonhomologous end joining. Gene Ontology annotation, cellular component: DNA ligase IV complex. Lineage: Eukaryota; Fungi; Ascomycota; Sordariomycetes; Hypocreales; Cordycipitaceae. The transcript is spliced from 2 exons.